Pisolithus orientalis is the source of this 1582-nucleotide messenger RNA. Its product is annotated as actin actin-like protein. The record is from RefSeq and is a predicted model, not a curated record. Lineage: Eukaryota; Fungi; Basidiomycota; Agaricomycetes; Boletales; Pisolithaceae. The transcript is spliced from 9 exons. The coding region runs from base 64 to 1362 and encodes 432 amino acids. Gene Ontology annotation, molecular function: actin filament binding. Gene Ontology annotation, cellular component: actin cortical patch; Arp2/3 protein complex. Gene Ontology annotation, biological process: Arp2/3 complex-mediated actin nucleation.
CUUAAGUGUCGCAGUACCCAUCAGCGGCAUUGGCAAGGCUCGUGAAUCAAUAAGGAGUUCAUAAUGUCGCUACUUGCACCCAUUAUCUGCGACAAUGGGACCGGAUUCUCCAAAAUUGGCUUCGCAGGCAAUUCCGAUCCGUCCUUUGUCUUCCCAACAGCGAUCGCGACUCGCGGCGGACCCACUGCGCAGUCCGCACGCGGAGGCCCUCCUAUCCCUGCUAAACCCGGCAACCUCGCCUCAAAACGCGGUAUUGAAGACCUUGACUUCUUUAUCGGCGACGAGGCGCUCGCGAACUCCAAGACGCCUGGUUAUGGCGUGCACUAUCCGAUUCGACACGGGAUGAUUGAGAAUUGGGAUCAUAUGGAGAGGUAUUGGGAACAGACGAUCUUCAAGUAUCUGCGUGCUGAACCCGAGGAUCACUAUUUCCUCUUGACCGAACCUCCGCUCAACCCACCCGAGAACAGAGAACAGACCGCAGAGAUAUUCUUCGAGUCCUUUAACAUCAAGGGUCUUUACAUCGCCGUUCAAGCCGUACUUGCACUUGCCGCUUCAUGGUCGUCGAAUCGCGUGACGGACCGCACACUGACAGGCACGGUCAUUGAUUCUGGUGACGGUGUUACGCAUGUUAUACCCUGUGCGGAGGGCUACGUAAUCGGAAGCGCGAUAAAACAUAUCCCAAUCGCCGGUCGCGAUAUCACGCAGUUCGUCCUCAAUCUCAUGCGAGAGCGGGGUGAAAUGACAACUGUCCCACCUGAGGACCAAUUGAAGGUCGCAUCUAAAGUCAAGGAAGAUUACAGCUAUGUCUGCCAGGAUAUAGUGAAGGAAUUUAGGAAGUACGAUGUGGAGCCAUACAAGUACUUUGAGAGAUAUGAUGGAGAAUCCAGCGUGACGAGAAGGAAAUACGCUCUCGAUAUCGGCUAUGAACGGUUCCUUGCACCGGAGAUCUUCUUCAAUCCCGAAAUCUACUCGUCCGAUUUCUUGACACCUCUACCGGAAAUUGUCGACGAUGUCAUACAGUCUUCUCCCAUAGAUGUACGCCGUGGUCUGUACAAGAACAUCGUAUUGUCCGGCGGGUCCACCAUGUUCCAGCACUUUGGGCAACGUUUGAAACGGGAUUUGAGGCAACUUGUAGAUCGCCGGCUUGAGGCCAGUGUGAUUUCCAGCCGCAGUACCCAAAAAUCUUCAGGCGUAGAGGUCGAAGUGAUCUCGCAUAAGCGUCAGCGGUAUGCUGUAUGGUUCGGUGGUUCACUUUUGGCUUCGCUGCCUGAAUUCUACAACUUCUGUCACACCAAAGCACAAUACGAUGAAAUAGGACCCAGCAUUUGUCGACGAUACCAGAUCUUUGGCAGUGCGACCUAGAAGCGUUUCGCAUGCUGAUGAUGAUAGAUCAGUGACGAAGUUUUUGAAAUAACCACGUGUAUGUAGAGUGGAAUGGAGUUAGGUUUACAGAAAACGUGUAAUGGUGUAUCGCAGUGCCACUUUUUGUUUUCUUUUUCGAAACACGACUUGGUGGCUGUACGGCGGGGGUAGACCGCGGCUGACAUUGCCUCCUGUAUACCUGACGUAUGCAGACCCGUCA